AUGGAGUCUUUUACAAUGAAUCAAGAAACAGAAACCGUCGCAGGCGGCGGCGAUGAAUCCGGCGAUUCCGCCAAUCAAGAACUCAAUCUUAUCGACAAUCUGAACUCAAACCCAAUUGGGAUCCCGUCGGAUGAUACCACCGGCGACGGCGAACCAAGAAUUUUCUCAUGUAAUUAUUGCCAGAGAAAGUUUUACAGUUCACAAGCACUAGGAGGCCAUCAAAACGCCCAUAAAAGAGAAAGAACAAUAGCCAAACGAGGUCUCCGAUUGGGAUCGGCUUCUUUGUUUCCGGGUCAACCGUAUUUCUCAAGCUUAGCUUCUCUUCCUCUUCAUGGAGCUUCAUAUAACAAUAGAUUUCUUGGAAUUCAAGCUCAUUCUUUGAUUCAGAAACCGUCCAAUUUCAUGCCUAGUUCUUCUGGGUUCAAGAGUAUGUUCGCCGGAAAUGGGGCUGGAUGGUCGUCGGAGCAAAGUUUAGCACCGGCGCAGGUGAAUCGGAAUGGGGCGGCUAGAUUUGUGACGAUGGGAGUUCCGGUGGGAGCCGCCGGCGACGGUGGUUAUUGGUGGUCAGUUGGUGAUGCUACUGGUCGUAUGAAAAAGGUUAAGAAGGAUGAUAUUAAUAAGCUUGAUUUAUCACUUAAGUUAUGA
Impatiens glandulifera is the source of this 645-nucleotide messenger RNA. Its product is annotated as zinc finger protein 1-like. The transcript has a single exon. The coding region runs from base 1 to 645 and encodes 214 amino acids. Gene Ontology annotation, biological process: negative regulation of abscisic acid-activated signaling pathway. NCBI's taxonomy places the organism in Eukaryota, Viridiplantae, Streptophyta, Magnoliopsida, Ericales, Balsaminaceae. The record is from RefSeq and is a predicted model, not a curated record.